AUGCCUCUCAUUAACGAGUCUCACGAUUCCCUUCCGUAUAUCGAUGCUGCUCCUUCAACCCAAGCUCGAGCAAAUGCGGAGCGACUGAUCUCCGCAGAGCUUUCCCCAGAUCAUUCGUCGACAAUUCACCCAUCCAUCCCCGCGUUCCCCGAGCCACGAUUAUCUCCCCUCAUACAGCAAGAAGUCGAACGGAAGGCAGCUGGACAGCCGCUGACAGGUGGAAUUGACCUAUCACGUUAUGAAGCCCCAGAAGCCCCUUCUCGAGGGGCGGAUUCUAAUCCAAAUCUCGAUGAGUGGCGCCAAACCUUGCAAAAGGCUUACACAGCCAGCUCUCACUUGUCCAUGAGACACGAGAAUCUGGCGCUCCUGGAGGAAAAUGGCAAGAAUGCGUGGCUGAUUGGUAACUCCCAGCUGGAAGACAUCCUGCGAAACCUUGAAAAGGAAUUGGCGGAAACCAAGGAGGCUGCGGAAACGGUCAACAAAGAGAGGAAAAUUGCACAGGAAGCCAGGCAAGGAGAGCUUGCGGGGCUGGAAGAAACUUGGAAGCGUGGAGUUGGUGCGAUUCUCGACGUGGAAUUGGCUGCAGAGGGCCUACGGAUGCAAAUAUUGGAGCAAAGACGUCAGUUUGCACAGCAGCAGCACGCGCGGUAA
Messenger RNA from Aspergillus wentii DTO 134E9, 651 nucleotides. RefSeq names its product pre-mRNA-splicing factor SPF27 family protein. Gene Ontology annotation, biological process: mRNA processing. Bases 1 to 651 code for a protein of 216 amino acids. Lineage: Eukaryota; Fungi; Ascomycota; Eurotiomycetes; Eurotiales; Aspergillaceae. The record is from RefSeq and is a predicted model, not a curated record. The transcript is spliced from 2 exons. Gene Ontology annotation, cellular component: catalytic step 2 spliceosome; precatalytic spliceosome; Prp19 complex.